This is a messenger RNA of Capsicum annuum, 1293 nucleotides long. RefSeq names its product rho GTPase-activating protein gacV-like. Lineage: Eukaryota; Viridiplantae; Streptophyta; Magnoliopsida; Solanales; Solanaceae. The record is from RefSeq and is a predicted model, not a curated record. Bases 670 to 1293 code for a protein of 207 amino acids. The transcript has 3 exons.
UUUAUUUAUACUAUGUCAUAGACUCAUAGUUAUUUUUUUAACUGUUGUACUGCUUACAGAUUUGGAUCUAUGAGGCCUUUCCUCAUCUUGGAGAAUUUGCUGGAAAAUCAAUGGAUGAACCCUUACCCAUCCCCUGCAUCCUCAGAUGGCACACUUCAAAAAACGACAAGAUAAUCGAAGGCAACCCAUUCAAGUAUAAAGGAAAAGUUACCGAGAACGUGCACCCGUACAUCAUCCCUACAGUUCGUGAGACGAAGAUAGAUUACAUGAUUACGUUUAAGCCAUAUACGGACGAGGUAAAGAAUAACGUCCUCGAUGGAUUGAUGAAAGAGUUAAAAGGGUGACUGUCCCCACUUUAAAUGAGGACAGUGAUGAUGACGAAGAUUUGGGUGGUAACCCCGUUGGAGUACGCAUUGGUGAUGAUGAUUCUCCGAUCACCUCCAAAGAUACAGUGGUAACCUCAUCCCCCGGGGAUCUUCAUAAGCGUGUGGCUGCGCUCGAGGAAGCGGUGUUGGAUAUUGCUACCUAUAUCAAAAAGAAAAAAAUGAAGAAAAAGGAAAAUGAUGAGAGACAACAUGAGCGAGGUAACUUCAUUUAUUAAUUGAUGUUGUUAAUGAAUAUUUAGCUUUAAAUAUCAGUAACACUUUGUAAUAUUAUGAAAUAGUACAUAUGCAUAAAUCGGAGAGGAAUGAAGAUAGGGAAAAAAAAAGCAAAAUGGAUGAGUUGGCCGCUGUUGUGGCAGAAGAGGAAAAAGAAGAAGAAAAGAAGGAUGGUGAAGAAGAUAAGAGCCAAGAAGAAGGUGGAAAAGUAGCAGAAGUAGAAGAAGAAGAAGCGGUAGUAGAUGAACAAGGAGGCGCGGAAAAAGGAAAAAUUAUUGAAGAAGAAGCUGAUAAAGAUGACAAAGAAGAAGUUGAGCAAGAAGCAACAGGUGAACGAAAAGAAGAAGCUGAGGAAGAAACAACUGUUGAAACCGAGGAAGAAACAACUGCUGCAGGUGAAGUAAGAAAAGAAGGUGUGGAAGAAAAGGAAACUAAAGAAGCAGCAGCUGAUGCACAUGCUGAAAAAGAAGGAGAAGAAGGUGAGAAUGAAGAAGCAGCUGCAAUUGUUGAUAAAAAAAAGUUAAAGCUGUCCAAUCAGAUGUGGGAUGGUGGGGGGGGUGAUGUAGUCAGGGCCUUCCAUUCCGAGCCUUUUCAGAAUUGCCCUCAAGAAAUGAGCAAUUCGACGGAGCUCCCGCUCCAGGUAGAUGCGGUCUUGACCCAGCCCGUAGAAAAGCCGAUACAAAUCAUUCCUUAG